GUGGAUCGGAGUUCAGAGUCGAGUGCUGCGCCGCCCAGCCGCUGCAGAGUCUGUGCCGGCGAGAUGCCUCUGCUGAGCCCUCGGAACAACGGCCGAAUGGCCCACAACAGCGUGGCGCCGCGCAGCUCGCAGCUCUACACCGUGGAGGUGGGGGAUACGCGCUUCCAGAUCCUGAAGCGUUACCAGAACCUCAAGUCAAUCGGUUCCGGCGCCCAGGGCAUCGUCUGCUCAGCGCUGGACACGCUCUCCAACCGUCAGGUGGCCAUCAAGAAGCUGAGCAGACCGUUCCAGAACGUGACGCAUGCCAAACGCGCCUACAGAGAGUUCAAGCUGAUGAAGCUGGUCAACCACAAAAACAUCAUUGGUCUGCUGAAUGCCUUCACGCCGCAACGGACGCUGGACGAAUUCUCCGACGUGUACCUGGUGAUGGAGCUGAUGGACGCCAACCUCUGUCAAGUCAUCCAGCUGGACCUGGAUCACGAGCGCAUCUCGUACCUGAUGUACCAGUGUCUGUGUGGUAUCAAGCACCUACAUCUGGCGGGCAUCAUUCACCGGGAUCUUAAGCCGAGUAACAUUGUCGUGAAGACGGACUGCACGCUCAAGAUCUUGGACUUCGGUCUGGCGCGCUCCACCGGCACAUCGUUCAUGAUGACGCCCUACGUGGUGACGCGCUACUACCGCGCCCCCGAGGUCAGUAUCGGUAAUCCUCGCAUGGGCUACAAGGAGAACGUCGACAUCUGGUCCAUCGGCUGCAUCAUGGGCGAAAUAAUCCGCGGCGCCGUGCUGUUCCGCUCCGACCACAUGACCAGUGGAAACAAGAUCAUCGGGUCACUGGGCACGCCGUCCAAGGAGUUCAUGGAGCGCCUGCUGCCCACCGUGCGGAACUACGUGGAGAACCGGCCCCGCCACCCGGGAUACAGUUUCGAACGCCUCUUCCCCGACAUGCUGUUCCCCGACGACAACACCGAGAACGGCAAGGUCAAAGCGUCGCAGGCGCGUGACCUGCUCUCCAAGAUGCUGGUGAUCGAUCCGGAGCGACGCAUCUCCGUGGACGAGGCGCUCCGGCACCCUUACAUCAACGUCUGGUUCGAGGACCAGGAGGUGAACGCGCCACCGCCUGGCCCGUACGACCACUCUGUGGACGAGCGGGAGCACACAGUGGAGCAGUGGAAGGACCUCAUCUACAAGGAGGUGAUGGACUACGAGAGCGUCCACAACUCGAUGGGCCUGGCCAACGCCAACGUGGAGGCCGCCAACGCCGUAGCGCCGGCUGUGCCACGCAGGUAGGACUCGGCCGACUGGUGGACAAAAUGGCGCGUGAAGAUGGGAUGGUGCCAGCCUCCGUGAGUGACGCUCAGUCACCUAGUGGACGGCACGGCGCGGCCGAGCUGAUGACGUCAGUGGACGGCGAAUACGUCAUCGGGCGGGAAGCACUCCAGCCGGCCGACCGAAACUUCACGCCGCCUGUCCACCAAGCGAUAGAAACUGACUGUACAUACGACCAUUCCGAGAACUAGUGUUUUACAAUUGAGGUGAUAGAUGUCGCCCGCGGAGGCGGCGGCCCACCGCUCCGAAUGAGUAGCGAACUGGCUAUCUAGGCACUAACCAAUCGUGAUUGUUGUUAAUUUGUAGCGGUACUUACCACGUCUCGCGUUCCUUCUGGCUUCAAUAGGCGUGCGCUGACACGCUGUCGCCCGGCUGCAGCCUUUGUGCCGCGGCUGGUGCCCGUCCCGGCCAGGCUGGCACACGGCUGCCGUCCCGGCCGCAUGGCCCGUCCGCCGUCGUGUGGGUCACCCUCCCGGACCUCUUCGGACGGCGGAGCGCCCGCUCCAAUAAUGGUGUAGCACCGGUGGACCGUGUGGAGCCGGAGCCCGUGGGGUCCGGUUCGCCGUCGCGCUGCUAGGCACGGAACGGGGCCGGUCCCGGUCAGCACAGAUAGCAUCCGGUGUUCGGCAGGCACUCUUUGGCACGCUGGUGACGGCCUGGGAUGCGACCACUGCUCCUGCGCCCAGUCGACUGAUUUGUGUGCAUGACCGUGUAUGCAAUUCCUGACUUACGCGAGGACGCCAUUUUUAGUCGGAAUGGUGUUGUUUUGAUUAAGCUUUCUGUUUUAAAUGCGCACACUCAUGCCGUGACCCAUGGAUUGUUAGGCGCGAUUUCAGCGGCGGUUAUGAUCUGACCGGGCCCGCAGUGGUAGAUUUUACUUGGACAGUCAAAUGUUAUCGGUUGUUUGUCGGAGGGGAGCGGUUUCGUUGUACACUGACGCCCGGUGGCCACGACUUGACUGUGGUGCUUCGUUUGUUUUACGCCCGCCCGUGAGUGCGCUUAUUUGCAUCACUGAAACCGGGCGCACUCGAGCUCCGGGCCCUCGAAGACUGCCGCGGGCGGGAAUCCCGCCCGCGGCGGCGUUGUGCUGGCUGGCGGCCGUCCCGGGUCGCUUGGGCUGCGG
Pollicipes pollicipes is the source of this 2449-nucleotide messenger RNA. RefSeq names its product stress-activated protein kinase JNK-like. Gene Ontology annotation, molecular function: ATP binding; MAP kinase activity. Gene Ontology annotation, biological process: protein phosphorylation. NCBI's taxonomy places the organism in Eukaryota, Metazoa, Arthropoda, Thecostraca, Pollicipedomorpha, Pollicipedidae. The record is from RefSeq and is a predicted model, not a curated record.